AUCUUUCGGGAGUGGAGAGAGAGAGAGACAGAGUCUGAUCGGUCCUUGACGAGACACAACACUUUAACGUUGCUUCUUCAAAGUUUUUUUUUUUUAAUUUUCUGCUCUUUUAAUUUCUUCUUCUCUUCCAAUCACAAAGAAACCCUAGUUUUCUCUCUCUACCUAUUAUCUCUCUCUUUCUCUACCUUCUUAAUCAUGAACGAUCCUGAAAAUCCCGAUCUGAGCAACGAGUCAGCUUGGAGACAACUCACAGCUCCAGAUUCCGACGACUUCUUUGACAGAGACACUUCCAAUAUCCUUUCUGACUUCUCCUGGAACCUCCACCACUCUUCUUCCGAUCAUCAUCGGCUCGAUUCCGGUGUAACCCCAACCGCCGGAGUCCGAUCUCCGGUCACGACGAAUCUACACUCAUCAACUUCUUCCUGUUCCUCAUCUUUAGCCGUUAUAGAGGUUUCAACCUCUAAUAAUCCCUCAGCUACUUCCAGUUCAAGCGAGGAUCCAGCCGAGAACUCAACCGCCGCGAAAACACCGGACACACCAAAGAAGGAGAAGAAGAAGGCUCAAAAGCGAAUUAGGCAACCGAGAUUCGCAUUCAUGACCAAGAGUGAUGUGGAUAAUCUUGAAGAUGGAUAUCGAUGGCGUAAAUAUGGACAGAAAGCUGUCAAGAAUAGCCCCUUCCCAAGGAGCUACUAUAGAUGCACGAACAGUAGAUGCACGGUGAAGAAGAGAGUCGAACGAUCAUCGGAAGAUCCAUCGGUAGUGAUCACAACAUACGAAGGACAACAUUGCCAUCAAAAUAUUGGAUUCCCUCGAGGUGGAAUCCUCACAGCUCAUGACCCUCGUAAUUUCACAUCUCACCACCAUCUUCCUCCUCCAUUGCCAAAUCCUUAUUACUACCAAGAACUCCUUCAUCAACUUCACAGAGACAAUACUUCUUCUACGCGAUUACCCCAACCUACCACUGGAGAUGCACCUGCAGUGUCUAAUCCAUCAGAAGAAGGCUUACUUGGUGAUAUUGUACAAACCAUGCGCAAUCCUUGAGGUACCAUCUGAAAGUCAUCAUCAUAACCUUGGUAACAAUAGCUAAGGAGGUGCUAACUCAUUAUAGAAGAUAUUGCAGACCGGAAAGCGAUAUGGCGGCAACGGGUUGUAAGCAGAGAUCUAUAUAUAUUAAUUUCGUCGCUGAUCAAUCGUCAAAGGCGUCUCAGUACCGGUGGUUGCAAUUUCUUAAGGUUUAUAGACGUAUAUAUGUCUGUAUUUAUGUCUGUAGUAUAAUUUUGAUGUUCAUCUACUGACUUAUGUGGAUAAGUGGAUUCAUCAUCCAUCCCGCAUUUAGAUCCAUAUGUAUGUGCACUUUAGAAAGAAAGAAAAAACGUGGAGGAUUUCCGGAGAUAUAUAUAUAUUUUUUUAAAUAU
Eutrema salsugineum is the source of this 1415-nucleotide messenger RNA. RefSeq names its product probable WRKY transcription factor 57. Gene Ontology annotation, molecular function: DNA-binding transcription factor activity; sequence-specific DNA binding. The coding region runs from base 196 to 1041 and encodes 281 amino acids. Lineage: Eukaryota; Viridiplantae; Streptophyta; Magnoliopsida; Brassicales; Brassicaceae. The transcript is spliced from 4 exons. The record is from RefSeq and is a predicted model, not a curated record. Gene Ontology annotation, biological process: regulation of DNA-templated transcription.